Capsicum annuum is the source of this 1167-nucleotide messenger RNA. RefSeq names its product ras-related protein RABA2a. The transcript is spliced from 2 exons. The record is from RefSeq and is a predicted model, not a curated record. Gene Ontology annotation, cellular component: endosome. NCBI's taxonomy places the organism in Eukaryota, Viridiplantae, Streptophyta, Magnoliopsida, Solanales, Solanaceae. Gene Ontology annotation, molecular function: GTPase activity; GTP binding. Bases 301 to 945 code for a protein of 214 amino acids.
GCGAGGACUGUUUUCUUUCGUUAAAGAAAUGCGGUUGGAAGAAUUUGAAAAUUCAAAAAUGCGAAUAUUUCGCUAAAUUUGGAAACGCGGAAAUCUCGCAGUACUCCGAGGGCAAAUUCGUAAUUAAAAGCCCAGAAUAAAGGGGCAUUUUGGUCAUAAGAAAAUUCUCUGUUUCCCUCACACUUUCUUGUCAUCAUCAUCAACGAUCUUCAUUCAUUCACAGAGAGAGAGGGAGAAAUUGAACCGAAUCGAAAGCUUUACAUUAAUCGGCAGUGAAGAGCGAUUGAAAAGGGCGAGGAAAUGGCGAGAAGAGCGGAAGAGGAGUACGAUUACUUGUUCAAAGUAGUAUUAAUAGGCGAUUCAGGAGUCGGCAAAUCGAACUUGCUUUCUCGAUUCACUAGAAAUGAGUUCCUUUUAGAGUCCAAAUCUACUAUCGGCGUUGAAUUCGCUACUCGUACUCUCCAGGUUGAGGGAAGGACCAUCAAGGCUCAGAUCUGGGACACAGCAGGACAGGAGAGAUACAGAGCCAUUACAAGUGCUUACUAUAGGGGUGCUCUUGGGGCUCUUCUUGUAUACGAUGUGACAAAACCCACGACCUUCGAGAAUGUUAGCCGGUGGUUGAAGGAACUGAGGGACCAUGCAGAUUCGAACAUUGUGAUUAUGCUCAUUGGGAACAAAACUGAUCUGAAGCAUCUCCGAGCAGUUGCUACCGAGGAUGCUGAAAGCUUUGCUGAAAAAGAGGGCCUUUCUUUCAUUGAAACAUCUGCAUUGGAGGCAACAAAUGUAGAGAAGUCUUUCCAGAUAAUCCUUUCAGAAAUCUAUCGGAUAAUCAGUAAGAAGUCACUUUCUUCGGAGGAGUCAACAACUGCUAGCAUCAAAGAAGGGAAGACUCUUGUUGUUGGGGCAGAUGAGCCUGCCCCCAAGAAGGCAUGUUGCUCUGCAUAAUUAGAUAUUUAAGCUUCUCGGUUUUUACUUUUUGUUAGUUUUAAUUGUUACUGUUUCUUGCUCCUUUUUAUUUCCUUCUAUAUUUUUGGUCAAAUGCAAUACCCAUUAUCAUCAUUAGGGACGUAUAUGUACAAACAUGUUAAAAUCUUGUUACAUUAUGGCUCUUUUAAGAAUUAGACCAAUUAUUUCAAACGACAGCAAUUUAUUCUUGUUGUCAUUGUA